Messenger RNA from Musa acuminata AAA Group (dessert banana), 3309 nucleotides. RefSeq lists its product as uncharacterized. The transcript has 15 exons. Gene Ontology annotation, biological process: maturation of SSU-rRNA. The record is from RefSeq and is a predicted model, not a curated record. Bases 88 to 2940 code for a protein of 950 amino acids. Gene Ontology annotation, cellular component: small-subunit processome; Noc4p-Nop14p complex; nucleolus. Lineage: Eukaryota; Viridiplantae; Streptophyta; Magnoliopsida; Zingiberales; Musaceae.
CAGAUCCCUGCUAAUCGUGUCACGAUAAAACCCUAAAAACCCGACCUAUCGUCUUCUCUACUGACGUCUUCCUUAUCCCGGCCGUCAAUGGCGAAGACCGCCGCCCGCUCCGAUCCCUCCAAGAAGGAGAAGAAGAAGAAGAAGGGGAAAGGGGCAAAGCGUCUGCCCUUCGGCCCCGCCGCUGCUGCCAUGAAGGCGGCGAAGCCGCCCCCCACAUUGAACCCCUUCGAGACCAUAUGGUCUCGCAGAAAGUUCGACGUCGUCGGCAAGCGACGUAAGGGUGAGGAGCGUCGUAUCGGUCUCUCCCGAUCUCUCGCCGUCGAGAAGAGGAAGGAAACUUUGCUGAAGGAGUAUGAGCAAAGUGCAAAGUCAUCCGUGUUUUUGGACAACCGAAUUGGAGAAAAGGAUGAUACUCUACAAGAAUUCGACAAAGCCGUGUUACGUCUUCAACGUGAGCGCCAGUUAAAGUUGAAAAGAACUAGCAAAUACAAUUUGUCCGAUGACGAGGAAGAUGAUACUACAGUUGAUCAGCCACAUUCCUCUGACAAGGAUGAUUUUGAGGAUGAAGUGCCCCUAGAUGACGAUGAAGAUGCUGAUUUCAAGAAUGGAAGUGGUUUAGCAUCGCCAAAACAUUUGAGCUUGCAGUCUCUGCCAAAUUCUUCAGAAUCUAGCUUGCUUGAUGGAGAGGAUCAGAGUAUUCUGACUUGGCAGACACACAAAUCUAAGAAGCAAGUGAUGAUGGAGAUAAUCUCAAAGAGCAAAUUUUACAAGGCCCAAAAAGUAAAGGAGAAAGAAGAAGAUGAAAGUCUAAUGGCGAAGCUAGAUGAAGACUUUAGUAUGUUGGCCCAAACAGAGGCACUACAGGCUUUAUCUCAUCCAAGUAAGAUGAAUGCUUUGAAGGCUUUGUUGAACAAGGACAUCAAGAGGGAGUCCUUAAAAGAAGGAUCAUCAGGUUUAUCAGACAACAAACUUAUUGAGAAAGGUCAUCCUGAUGCUUAUGACAAACUUGUAAAAGAGCUGGGUUCAGAUAGGAGAGCUCAUGCAUCAGACAGGACAAAAACUCCAGAAGAAAUAGCCCAAGAAGAAAAGGAGCGUCUAGAAGAACUGGAGAAGCAACGUCGAGAAAGGAUGCUUGCUACCGAUGAUUCUACUGAUGAAGGCAGUGAUGAUGAUAAUGUAGAAAUACAAAAUUCAGCAUCAAUUAAGAUCAGACCUACUUCUGGGGAUGAUCUUGGAGACUCCUUUUCCAUUGCUGAUGAUGUGACGGGCAAAAAAGGCUGGAUUGAUGGCAUAUAUGAACAAAAUGAUGCAGAUAAUCAAGAUGAAAGUGAUUCAUCUUCCCAGGAUUCAGAAGGUGAUGAAGAUAAUGAAGGAGAUGGUGAUGGGAAAGAUGGUAGUGGUGAUGAGCAUGUAAAUAUAUCCACCAUGAAAGAUUGGGAGCAAAGUGAUGAUGAUGAUGACGGUCUGAAUAUGGAUGGUGAAGAAACAGAGAACAUUGAUGAGAAAGAAGUGGCCAUUGGUGAUAAGCUUACCUUGGAUUUGCAUGAAGUGAAAACUAGUUCAUCUCAUGAGAUGAAUGCUGCUGGAAAUCUGGCUCCAGCAAAAGAGAAGGAACUUCCUUAUGUAAUUGAAGCUCCAAAGAACCUGACAGAGCUAUGUUCCUUGCUGGAUAGCCGUUCAGAUGAUGAAGUUGUGGAGAUCAUUAAUCGGAUUCGAGCAUACAAUUCAAUAAGACUUGCAGCAGAAAACCGGAAGAAAAUGCAAAUCUUCUAUGGUGUUCUGUUGCAGUAUUUUGCUGUUUUAGCUACUCAAAGUCCAUUAAAUUUCAAAAUUAUAAAUUCACUUGUUAAACCUUUGGUAGAGAUGAGCGCAGAAACCCCCUAUUUUGCAGCCAUUUGUGCUAGGCAGCGACUGAUACAUAUACGAACUCACUUCCUGGAGGAUAUUAAGAACCCAGGAAAGAGCUGCUGGCCAACUCUGAAGACUUUGCUUCUGUUGAGGCUCUGGUCACUGGUAUUUCCGUGCUCUGAUUUUCGUCAUGUCGUUAUGACUCCUGCACUUCUCCUGAUGUGUGAGUAUCUGAUGCGUUGUCCCAUAAACUCGGGUCAAGAUGCAGCACGUGGAUCUUUUUUGUGUUCGUUGGUAUUCUCGGUGUGUAAACAAUCCCAGAAGUUUUGUCCUGAGGCUAUAAUAUACUUGCAAACACUGUUAACAUCCUCCAUAGAGUUAAAACUUGGACUUCAACAACAUUCACAGUUAAACCAUCUUAUGGAGAUUAGAGUGCUGAAACCUUGGCUCCACAUAACUGAUCAGACAUGUGCUAUACAUCCUCUUGAUUUCUUUGCAGUCAUGGAGAUGCAAGAAGAGUCACCUUUUUUUGCCACUGACACUUUCAGGGCCAGUGUUCUGUCAUCAGUUUCAGAAACACUGAAAGGAUUCAUCAUCAUCUAUGAAGGAUUCAGCUCUUUUGCAGAAAUAUUCUCACCAAUUUCCAAUUUGCUGCAUGAAGUGUUGCAAAAUCCUAACUUGCCAGGGUUAUUACGAGACAAGAUGCAAGAUGUUCUUGAUUUGAUCAAGAAGAAAACUGAUGAACAUCACAUGUUUAGAAAACCGCUUCAAAUGCGGAAACAGAAGCCAGUGCCAAUAAAGCUACUGAAUCCAAAAUUUGAAGAGAACUUUGUAAAGGGUAGAGAUUAUGAUCCAGAUCGAGAGAGAGCAGAGAUGAAGAAAUUGAAAAAGCUCCUUAAAAGUGAAAAGAAAGGAGCGAUACGUGAACUACGAAAAGAUAGCCAAUUUGUGUCUGGAUUAAAAGAGACAGGUAGGUUAAUGCAGGAAGAAGAAAGAGCAGAGAAAUAUGGAAAGGCUAUGGCUUUCCUCCAAGAACAGGAGUAUGCUUUCAAGUCUGGACAAUUAGGAAAAGGCAGGAAGAGGAGGAGAUGAAACUUAGCUUCAUUUUAUGUCUGGUUUAUAUGUAUUGUUUUCAAGCUUUACAAGGAGUCUGCAAGAGGGUUGUUCUUACAGCUGAUUCCGAAAAGGGCUUUAGAUUAGUUUGAACUUGCAGAGGUAUUUCCAACCAAAGAAUUGAAGAACUCAAGUGUAUCCUCCAGUUAGGGUUUUAGAUUUGGUUGCCCCCUUUGUGCCAUUCUAUUGCAUAUCUUUACCAGCUCGAGCUUGUGUUAACUUAAUUGUUUCUUAAAUUAUUUAAGCUAAAUUUUUAUUUCCAACAUAAACGGCCCGUAGUUGGCUUCAUUAUGUAUAAAUAUGCAUCAUUCAAGCUUUUAUUUGAGCACUUGAGAAAUCGAAAUAUCA